UAAACCGAACGGACCCAUCCUAAUUUCCGUCAUCGAAAUCGGUCGAUCCGUGACCCUUGAUUUCCCUGCUUCAAGAUCCUUCCGUCCUUCGCUCCUUCGGCUCUCUCUGCCUCUCCAUCUUUCGCCUCUCUCUCACGUUGCUCGCCCGUCGUUGCCGGUGACUGGUCCGAGCACGGCGAUCUUAUCCUCCUCUCGUCGGCCGACGGCGUUGCUAAAACCAAGUUUUGCCUGUUGGAAUCUCUAUAAGCUAGAAGUAGCCUACUUCAGAUCCCUGUUGGCUGAUACAACAUGCCUCAGUGUUUGCUUUCUCAUAAAAAAUAUAGUUAUAGUCAUCAUGACCAGAAGGGUCCUUCUCAAGCUAUUGAUGUUCAUGAUAUAGUCAUCAAGAAGAGCAAAACACGGGUUAUCGUAUCUUAUGUGGGCAUCCUCAUAUAUCUUGCUACUGCCUUUUACUCAUUACUGGUGAAGGAAGAACUAUCUACCAGCUCUUUUUGGAGUAUUUUGGUUGGUGUUCUCUUUGACAGAUGUUUACAGUACAAGCCUGUUAAAAAAGAGUCUGUGGUGAUUAUGCCUACAUUUGGAGUGCAACUCGAAACUCAUUGUUGGAGUGGGAGAGUCAUCCACCGGUUUGUCCCCAUUGGGAAGAUUCUGAGACCAGUAUUAAAUGAAUGUGUGACCCCUGUGACUUGCUACUGGAGUUUGGCUUUGAUGCUUCACGGCAAAGAGAAACUUGUGCUAGUUUUCCAGGAAUUGCAACCACCUGUGAAAAUGUUGGUUCCAGUGUGGAAGGCCUUGUGUGCUGCGACCAAUGGCAAAGAAAUAAGCAGUUCUUGAGCCAGGCAUCUGAUGUUUGACACACUGAGUUGGAGAAGAAAUAAAAUUCAAAGCAACACUUUUCUCCUGUGGCUAUACUGUGAAGUUGGUGCAUAAAGGGUUCAUAUAUCUGAUUUUUAGUUCAAUCAUCAAUGCAAUAUCCCGUGCAAUGCAAUCAUAAACACACGCAUGUUUCAGAACGGUUGUUGCAUAUGCCAAGAACCUGCAUUGAAUCUCAAACCAUCUAUGCUGUAAAGCUGCUUGCCAUAAUAUGGAGCCACAAGACUGCUUCAUAGCCAUCUCCCUUUUCUUCGGGCACGAAAAAGGGAAUGACAUAAAGGGAGUGGCAAAGGAAGUCUUUAGAGCUACUACCCAAAAAAAAAAAAGGUGGAAGUCUUUAGAGGCUUUAUAUAUCUUGAUGCUUAUUGAUGUUUGUAAGAUGUUAUGAACUUUGUCAUGGUGAACAAAUUUAAUAAAUCUUUUACAAACGUCAAAUAGAGAGAAGAUUUGUUUUUUUUAAA
Elaeis guineensis (African oil palm) is the source of this 1334-nucleotide messenger RNA. RefSeq lists its product as uncharacterized. NCBI's taxonomy places the organism in Eukaryota, Viridiplantae, Streptophyta, Magnoliopsida, Arecales, Arecaceae. Gene Ontology annotation, cellular component: glycosylphosphatidylinositol-N-acetylglucosaminyltransferase (GPI-GnT) complex. The record is from RefSeq and is a predicted model, not a curated record. Gene Ontology annotation, biological process: GPI anchor biosynthetic process.